AGAAGCUCGGCUCGUGCUCAGUUAUGUCGAGUUUGUGCCAGAGCCGCGAGACAAUUGCACCAGCGGUCGUUUAAGGCACGUUGUAGUCGGCGUCGGACAGCAGCGCUGGGGAGUACUUUCAGGAAGUGGCUUACUGCCGUGCUUUGAGUGACAGCCCAACAAAACGGGACGGUGUUGUGUCGAGAAGCGCACCCCUGCCAUGAAAAGCGCCCCCGUCGAAGGAAGCGCAUUAGAAGGCAGAUAGGCAGCCCGCAAAGCCGAGCCGACACUCAAGAUGGCAGGUCUAUCUUUAUACUUUGAAGAUGGCCAUGAUGAUCUGGACGAUUUUGGAUUUGAUGAUUAUGCUACAGAUUGUGACGGCAUCCGGAUCACAGCGUUCCUCGAUGCCGGGCAAGACAACCUAACCCCUCUGGGAAGGCUAGAGAAGUACGCCUUCAGCGACAACACGUUCAACAGGCAGAUCGUGGCUCGCGGCCUGCUUGAUGUGCUCCGAGAGUUCAGUGACAAUGAAAAUGACUUUAUCAGUGUCAUGGAGACAGUUGCCAGAAUGUCGGAAGACGGAGAGCCCACCGUGCGAUCGGAACUGAUGGAGCAGGUCCCUAAUAUCGCCAUGUUUUUGCACGAGAGUCGGCCCAAUUUCCCCGCCGCCUUCUCAAGAUACCUGGUCCCCAUCGUGGUCCGGUAUCUUACAGACCCCAAUAACCAGGUGCGGAAGACGAGUCAGGCAGCACUACUGGUUCUGCUGGAGCAGGGCCUCAUCUCUAAAGCCGACAUGGAGACCAAAGUUUGUCCCGUUCUGCUCGACCUGACAGAACCCAGCAGCGACGACGACUACAAAAUUGAGGCAGUUGCUAUCAUGUGUAAAGUCGUCACCAUGUUGAGCAAAGACACAGUGGAGCAUCUGUUGCUGCCGCGCUUCUGCGACCUGUGCAGCGAUGCCAGACUCUUCCAAGUGCGUAAGGUGUGUGCAGGUAACUUUGGGGAGUUUUGCACCAUCGUUGGCCAGGAAGCCACAGAAAAGCAUCUGAUGCCCAAGUUUUUCAACCUGUGCUCAGACAGCCUUUGGGGGAUCAGGAAAGCUUGCGCUGAGUGCUUCAUGACGGUCUCCAAUUCCACCUCUCCGGAGGUGCGACGCUCAAAACUGUCCCCCCUGUUCAUCAACCUCAUCAGUGACCAGUCCCGCUGGGUGAGACAGGCUGCCUUUCAGUCUCUGGGGAGAUUCAUCUCCACCUUUGCCAACCCUUCCAGCACAGGCCUUCAUUUCAGGGAAGAUGGCGCCCUUCCUGAGGUCCCCAGGUGUACGGCGGACAGCAACUGCUCCCUAAACUCCCUGAACUGCGCCGACCUCGGCGGCUGCCACAAGGAGCGAACCAUCGCUCACACGCCCCCCAACCAGGACGGCCGGGCCACGCCGUCCCCAGAGCACGUGUCGGCGCCAGACUGCGAGGACUCGAACCACUUCGACGGCGGCCACUUCUCCGCUCCCAGGGAGACGCGCAAAGCUUCGACUGUGACGGACAGCGGCGGCGGCGGAGGCGGCGCCCCCCUGGUUACAAACAAUGCUAGAAACACAAAAGAAACGGAGCAGGCAGACCAGAGCUUUAACUCUUUCCACUACUGGAGGGCGCCUUUACCCGACAUCAGCGACGAACUGGAGAUGCUGACUUGUGAGGCGCCGGAGAAGGAGGUAGACGAGGAGGAGGAGGAGGAGCCUGAAGAAAACGGACCAGAGUCUAAAUCCAGCCACGGCAAAGCCACCAGCGAUCAGAUCCAGAAGGUUCUGGACUGUUUGCAGCCUCACAUCGCCGAUCCUGAUGUACAGGUUCAAGUUCAAGUAUUGUCGGCAGCCCUGAAGGCCGCGCAGCUAGACAGCCCGACAGACAGCAGUCCGCCGGAACCGCAGCCGGAGGCGCCGCUAGAAACGAACGCCGAGAGCCCAACGCCGCCGCCGCAGGAGGAGGAGAAUAGAUCCGCGGAGGUUCACCCCGACGAGACGGAGGACGCCUGCACAGCUGAGGAGGAGACGGUGGAAACUCCUCCAGCUGCCUCAGAGCCAGGCCCGGUCCAAGAGCACGAAGACGAGCAGACACAGACCGAGCCCCAGGAGGAAGAGGAGGAGGAGGAAGAAGAGGAUGAGGAGGAGGAAUCUUCUCAUAGCUCUCCUGUUCCGGAGUCUGAGUUAAUCGAAAGCGUGGAGGAGGAGGAGAAGGACGACUGUCCUCACAGCCCAGCGUCCGAGGACAAGCCAAAAAUCCAGAACGUCAUCCCGCAGCAGCUGCUGGAUCAGUACCUCUCCAUGACGGACCCGGCCCGGGCGCAGACGGUGGACACGGAGAUCGCCAAGCACUGUGCCUUCAGCCUGCCCGGCGUGGCGCUCACUCUGGGCCGGCAGAACUGGCACUGCCUCAAGGACACGUACGAAACGCUCGCCAGCGACGUGCAGUGGAAGGUGCGGCGUACUUUGGCGUUCUCCAUCCACGAGCUGGCGGUCAUUCUCGGGGAUCAGCUGACGGCGGCCGACCUGGUGCCCAUCUUCAACGGUUUCCUCAAAGACCUGGACGAGGUUCGCAUCGGCGUGCUCAAACACCUGUAUGACUUUCUGAAGCUGCUGCACGCGGACAAGAGGAGGGAGUAUCUGUACCAGCUGCAGGAGUUCAUGGUGACGGACAACAGCCGCAACUGGAGGUUCAGAUAUGAGCUGGCAGAGCAGCUGAUCCUGAUCAUAGAGCUGUACAGCCACUACGACGUCUACGACUACCUCAGGCAGAUAGCGCUGACUCUUUGUUCUGACAAGGUGUCGGAGGUCCGGUGGAUCUCCUACAAGCUGGUAGUGGAGAUCCUCCAGAAACUGUACGCGUGCGGCGCCGACGACCUGGGUCUGAACUUCAUUAACGAACUCACCGUCAGGUUCUGCCACUGUCCCAAGUGGGUGGGGCGGCAGGCCUUCGCUUUCAUCUGCCAGGCCGUCGUGGAGGAGGACUGCAUGCCCAUGGAUCAGUUCAGCCAGCACCUGCUGCCCAGCCUGCUGGACCUCUCCUCUGACCCCGUGGCCAACGUCCGCGUCCUGGUGGCCAAGGCGUUACGGCAGAGCGUGAUGGAGAAAGCUUACUUUAAGGAACCAGGCUGUCCCUACGCCGACAAAUUGGAAGAGAAAGUGUUGGCUCUGCAGUCUGAUAAGGACCGGGACGUCCGGUUCUUCGCCAUCCUGGACCCCAACAAAGGCUUGAUGGACACGGAUCCUUUGAUCUAACCUAAACAUCCCCCCCCCCCCCCCCCCCCCCCACCUCCCUCCCUCCUCAACUGCAUCGUAGCCCACCUGCCUGUCUUACCUGUCUGCCUGACCGACGCACACUCUGCAUAACCUUGGACACCAGCACCCGCCCAGGAUCCCAAACCACUCGCCUGUUGGGCUCAUCUGACCACUUUCUGAAUCAGGGCCGACUUCAGAUGGAGUGGGGGGGGGGGUGAAGCUUGCUCAGACAUGGUGUCUCCGUUCGGGCCGCCCUAAGCGCACAUUAAAACGAAAACAAGCCUAUUUCUCAGAGCUCUCAUCCACACUAACAUCCACCUUUAAACCGACUAAUGAACUCAAGCCGGGGCCUAAACCUCUCCAAAGCGAUUUCUAAGCUUGCUCUGAUUCAAAUGCUUUUUUUUUUUUUUUUUUUUUUUUUAUGUUUUUUUUUUUUAUGUUUUUUUUUUUUUUUUCUCUUCUCACCUUCGGUUCUUCUCAACGUGUGGGUUUGUCGACAAACGAGCGGGCCGAGACCCGCCUGGCUCUGGGCACUAACUCAGGGGGACUUUUUGUGAACCUGAACAGCAUUAUGAAGCUUACAGGCUGGAGUCCUGACGGGGGGGGGGGGGGGGACCUCCAGGCGCCAAAACGAGCCGCCUCUCCUCCUAAAGCCCGUCCCGGACGUCCUCUGAGCGCUCGUCUCGCUCGUCACCUCUUCCUCUCUCUCUCUCUUUCUCUCUCACUUCACGGGUCUCAGAAACCACUAAGGCGGCGAUUCUGCCGCUCGGCACAGAGAAAACCUACCGGGUGUGUUCCGGAGAAGAAGCAAUCUCCACAGCGGCGAGGCGCGGUUCCUCUUCCCUCCGUUUGGACGCGAGGGGGACGUUCCCCCCCCCCCCCGUUUCUGACGUUCUCUGAAUGAUUCGGUGUCGGUGAAACCACAAUAAGGGCUCACGGUGAGGAAGAGGAAGGAAGCCAGCACGCCGUUGGGUAGCGCUCGGUCGCUCUGUGUGAAAAUGUGUCUGUGUGUGUGUGGGGGGGGGCUGGAAGAAGCCCGAUCACGUGUCCUCCGCUUCGGUGGGACGCUUCAGUUUCAGGUUUCUGAGUUUUUUCUGUACAGUUCAAAAAAGAAAAAAAGUGUUGUUAACGGAACCAAGGCCAGUUUAGCCGAGACGUGUGAAUAUUGGGAGCAGUCACCAAGUCACCUUCCUCUUUUUUUUUUUUUUUUUUUUUUUUUUUUUUAGGCAAUCCCUUGUUGUAAAUUGUUCCUCCUCUCCAUUUUUUUUUUCUUGAAUGAGCUUAAUUGGCGAACUCGAGCUGAUGGUGGUUUGUGCUGUGCAUCUGGGGUCUUUCUUCCUCUGAAAGGAGAGCUCGCCGCAGUAAUGGCGGCGUCGACUCAUCUCGUCUGUGUCCCCAUCUCAUUUUUUUUUUUUUUUUUUUAAUGUAGUAGAACAGUUAAUAUAUACAUUUUAUGAGAUUUAUUUUUCUUUUUCAAUUAUGCACCAACAGUUCAAAGAUUUUAUAUCCUAACUUUACAAGAUUUACAACCUUUGUAAUAUUCAAUGGUUUCUUUUAAAAAGACAUUUUAUGUAAUGUUAUUUUUAGUAUUCUGUAAUUAAAAAGAUGGAAAAAUA
Molecule: messenger RNA, 4866 nt
Organism: Fundulus heteroclitus (mummichog)
Lineage: Eukaryota; Metazoa; Chordata; Actinopteri; Cyprinodontiformes; Fundulidae
Gene: ppp4r1l
Product: protein phosphatase 4, regulatory subunit 1-like
Exons: 20
Coding region: 275-3250 (991 amino acids)
Biological process (GO): protein dephosphorylation
Molecular function (GO): protein phosphatase regulator activity; protein binding
Source: RefSeq, a predicted model, not a curated record